CGUGGGCAGCUGGCACAGUCUGCUCUCCUCUUUCCCUCUUUCUCUCUCUAGAGAGCGUAUCCGGCAGCAUACACAGCACCAAACCAGCCAAACCAAAACAACCAUCAUUACCAACCACCAGCUCGCCAGCUCUUCCACAACCAUGUCCUCUACCACACCCGCAGUACACCCACCAUCAGCAUCAGCGCCACCGCCCCGCUCGCCCCGGCACCAAACCCCCCAAGCCCGGCUCCUGAGACUCCGCCGUCUGCGCCGCCUUCAGGCGCCUGCUGCAGGCAGACGCACGGCGCAGAAGCCCGCUCCUCCUCCUCUUCCAUCUGUCCUUCCUUCUCGGACGCCGCUGACGUCGCCGCCGACGUACAAGCCCACGCCUUUAACAGCGGCUGCUGCUGCUGCGAAACCUGUCGCAAAGCCCGCCACGUACGUCCCUACUGGGUUUCCGCGUGCGCAGACACCGAACCUGCCGACGGUGACGAUAGUGGAGGGGCCCGGGAUGCGGCCGAGAGUGAGGGUGUAUGCGCCUGUGCGGCCAGCGUUGGUGCGGAAGGAAGAAGAGGAAGAGGAAGAGGAAGAGGAAGAGGAAGAGGAAGAGGAAGAGGAAGAGGAAGAGGAAGAGGAAGAGGAAGAAAAGGUGUUAGUGGCGGGAGACAGAGACGGAGAAGUAGCGAGCAUGCCAAGUGGAAAGAGCGAGGUCAAGCAGGUCGAACGACACGACGGCUCGACCAGCAGCCAAGCAUGCCAAAAUCAAAAGCAUGAUGUCCUGAUAUCAGGCGUUGGGCGUCUCUCGUGAGACACAGGAUUGAGUGGACCCUGCGCGGCGGUGGCGCUGCGUCAUCGGCCGGCGACGGGACCCCGCGAAAUUUCGCCUCCGACCGCGGCGCGUGGUCUGCCUGUGACUCUUUAGCUACAAUACUCUACAUAGCACCAGCUGCAACCAAGCAAAAACAUUCCGUUCUACAGCAACCUCUCGCACAAUGGAUGUCCAGAACUUUACUUCGACGAACCGUAACUUCCCCAAGAAGAAGUGCGGUUAGUAUUCCCUCUCCCCAUCCCACCUCGCUCUGCCUCUCUGCCUCUCUUUCUUUCUAUCUCUCUCUCUUCUCUCGCUCAAUUGAAGCAAGCAAUGGCAAUGGGCUGACCACAUGGU
Messenger RNA from Aplosporella prunicola CBS 121167, 1147 nucleotides. RefSeq lists its product as uncharacterized. NCBI's taxonomy places the organism in Eukaryota, Fungi, Ascomycota, Dothideomycetes, Botryosphaeriales, Aplosporellaceae. The transcript has a single exon. The record is from RefSeq and is a predicted model, not a curated record. Bases 143 to 790 code for a protein of 215 amino acids.